AUGAAUGUAUUUUUCGACGGAUAUGUGCAUUCUGGUACAACGUUGAAGGAACUUGUCGAUCAAUUUGACAAUGUUCUGAGGAAGAAGGUGGAAAUAGAGACAACAUCUGAUUUCAAUUCAUGCAACCAAAUCAUCCCAUGUGUGAGUCCAUUCUACAUUGAGAAGCAGUUUCAAGCGGUGUAUACAAAUGCCAAGUUUAAAGAAAUCCAAAGGGAGGAGUGGGGGAUGAUUUGUUGUAAUUGCAUACCUAUUAGCAAACAGGGUUGUAUUUCCACCUUCGAUGUCUUGGAUAAAAUUUCCACAUAUGACCAUGUCAAAAUCGUCCAUUACGUAGUUUACUAUAACGAGGAGGAAUGUGAUAUCAAAUGCACGUGUGCACUGUUUGAGAUGAGAGGCAUUAUUUGUAGGCAUGCAUUUAAAGUUUUUCAAAUGAAGAAGAUUCAUGUGUUGCCAGAGAGGUACGUCUUGUAUAGGUGGAGGAAAGACUUAAAGAGGAGAUACACACUUGUCAAAAGUAGCUAUGAUGACUUGCGGGAUAAUGCGGACGUACGAAGGAAAAUAUUUGAUGACAAACAAGUUGGAGUUGGUGAGCUCUCGGCCCACCAAGUUGUUGCUAAAGUUGAAGAUGUUGUUGUUGGAACCCAAUAUAGUACUGUCACACAACAAACACCAUCGAACAAUGAUUAG
Molecule: messenger RNA, 687 nt
Organism: Juglans regia (Persian walnut)
Lineage: Eukaryota; Viridiplantae; Streptophyta; Magnoliopsida; Fagales; Juglandaceae
Product: protein FAR-RED ELONGATED HYPOCOTYL 3-like
Exons: 2
Coding region: 1-687 (228 amino acids)
Biological process (GO): regulation of DNA-templated transcription
Molecular function (GO): zinc ion binding
Source: RefSeq, a predicted model, not a curated record